AUGUCGAACUUCGUUCACAAAGUCAAGGACGCCAUAACUGACCACGACAAACCCGUAACUCGCAGUCAGACUCAGACGUCCGACGAACGCACCCACAACGCAGGAAACCCUUUCACAUCCAACUACAACAAUCGCCAGAACGCUCCCGCUCCCAGGAUGGACAACCCUGUUAAUACAGGCCCGGGUCGUAACGUUAACCGCCCGGAUGAUGGUACUGGUAGUCUUGCUCCCAAUCUCAAGAGCCAGGACAAUGAGUACACAAACUAUCCAACGAGUACCACAACAGAGAGCCAGCCCAGUUCCUACAAUCGCAACCCUUCCUCCUCGAUGCCUGGAGAUACUUCCUCGAGUGCUAGUUCCGCCGACAUAAACGCCGGUCCUCACAGCUCGAAGACUGCCAAUAAACUGGACCCGCGCGUUGAUAGUGAUUUAGACCACCGUGCUAAUCCCAAUCAAGCCCCAAUCGGCACCCAGAGACCCACCGGCAACAUGGGCAACAUGCCAGCUCAACAGCAGCAAGGUUUUAACCAGGGCCGGGGCAUGAAUCAGGGCAACAUGCCAGCUCAGCAGCAACAACAACAGCAACCUCUUACCCAAGGCCUGGGCCAAGGCCAAGGCAUGGACAGCCAUUCCUCAACCGAAGACAAUUACAACAAAUCCACCCAGGAACAUCGUUCCCAGCAGCAGCCCGGCUUCGAUCCCAACCUUGGCCAGCAGAUGGGUGACCAAGAAGAAAACUUCAGCACCUCAACCCAGGAAAAUAAGUCCCAUAAAGCUACUAGCCAUGUCGCUCCCUGCACAACAACAGCCGCGGGAGGGGCCGGUGCUGGCGACCCGAUGGCUCAGAACUUGAACACUGCCAAUACCGCUCAGCCUCUCGACAAUUCCGGUUUUGGCGGUAAUGCUGCAGCUGGUGGUAGUAGUAAUAUGAACAUGGGCAUGGGUGCGGGCAUGGGUGCGCAGCAGGAUCUUCAAGGAAAAGGACCAGCACAAGGAUAUGGACAGGGGCAUGGACAAGGACAAGGACAAGGAGAGUAUACGACUCCGCGCCAGAAGUAUAAUGCCGAUGCCGAUCGUCCGGUUCAGCAGCAGCAACAUAUGGCUCGGGAUCAGCGUGGUGGGUAUUAG
Penicillium cosmopolitanum is the source of this 1128-nucleotide messenger RNA. RefSeq lists its product as uncharacterized. Lineage: Eukaryota; Fungi; Ascomycota; Eurotiomycetes; Eurotiales; Aspergillaceae. The record is from RefSeq and is a predicted model, not a curated record. The coding region runs from base 1 to 1128 and encodes 375 amino acids. The transcript has 3 exons.